This is a messenger RNA of Abrus precatorius (Indian licorice), 1358 nucleotides long. Its product is annotated as probable purine permease 11. The coding region runs from base 63 to 1220 and encodes 385 amino acids. The transcript is spliced from 2 exons. Gene Ontology annotation, molecular function: purine nucleoside transmembrane transporter activity. Lineage: Eukaryota; Viridiplantae; Streptophyta; Magnoliopsida; Fabales; Fabaceae. The record is from RefSeq and is a predicted model, not a curated record. Gene Ontology annotation, cellular component: membrane.
GCUGCGCAGAUAUGCUCUUUAAAUCUUGAUGUUAUCCCAAUCAUACUCCUUACUCUUUUUUAAUGGAGAUAGCUCAAGAGCAGCACCUACAUAAUACAGAUGACAGAAAAGUGUCUCAAAGACCCACACGUGUGACUCACCAACCUCAACAUCCAAGAUUCAGAAAAUACAAAUGGUGGUUUCGUGUGUCCCUCUACAUAAUCUUUUUUCUGGUAGGUCAAUCUGCAGCCACUCUUUUGGGAAGGUUAUAUUUUGAUAAUGGUGGCAAUAGCAAAUGGAUGGCAACAUUUGUUCAAUCAGCUGGAUUCCCUGUACUAAUUCCACUCCUUUUUUACUUCCCAACACAAACACAUGCCAAAUUUACUAAUGACCCCCAUAAUGAUUUCUCCAAAACCAAACCAAAAUUUUUCACUCUUGUUUCCCUCUACAUAGCUUUUGGCUUACUUUUGACAGGGGACAACUUGAUGUAUUCUUAUGGACUACUAUAUCUACCACUUUCCACCUAUUCUCUACUAUGUGCAACCCAAUUAGGCUUCAAUGCAUUAUUCUCUUUUUUCUUCAAUUCCCAGAAGUUCACAGCAUUCAUAUUCAAUUCCGUAGUCCUCCUUACCAUAUCAGCUUCCUUGCUUGCAGUUCAUGCUGAGUCUGAGGGCCCAACGGGUCUUUCCAAAGAAAAGCAUAUAAUUGGAUUUUUCUGCACCCUUGGUGCAUCUGCUACAUUUUCUUUGUAUCUCUCUCUUGUGCAACUUUCUUUUGAGAAAGUUAUAAAAAGAGAAACCUUUUCUGCUGUGUUGGACAUGCAAUUGUAUCCAUCAUUCAUUGCUACUUGUGCUUGUGUUGUGGGAUUGUUUGCAAGUGGAGAAUGGAAAACUUUGGACAAGGAAAUGAAGGAAUAUGUAAAGGGUAGGGUGUCAUAUAUAAUGACUCUACUUUGGACUGCUGUGACAUGGCAAAUAUCCUCUAUUGGUAUGCUAGGGUUGAUUGUUGAGGUAUCUUCAUUAUUCUCAAAUGUAAUAGGUACCCUGGCUUUGCCCAUUGUUCCCAUUCUUGCAGUUGUGUUCUUUCAUGACAAGAUUAAUGGGGUCAAGUUUAUAGCCUUGCUAUUAGCAGUGUGGGGCUUUGUUUCCUAUCUCUAUCAACAUUAUCUUGAUGAUAAAAAAGCCAAGGCAGAUAGAAGUGAUGGUCUUGAUGUUUCAAAAGGUGAGGUAGAAAUUUGCUAAUGGGAUGGACCAAUUUUUGAUGAUGUUAUAGCGAUCUCUUUUGAAGUUGAAUUUUGUGAGACGAGGGCCUGGACAAGGGUGAUGAUGCUUACAAUUUUGUGAAUUGUAACAGAAUAUUUGAUAUGCAUAUUAUAUGGU